This is a messenger RNA of Papaver somniferum (opium poppy), 1368 nucleotides long. Its product is annotated as ethylene-responsive transcription factor ERF105-like. The coding region runs from base 129 to 1091 and encodes 320 amino acids. Lineage: Eukaryota; Viridiplantae; Streptophyta; Magnoliopsida; Ranunculales; Papaveraceae. Gene Ontology annotation, biological process: ethylene-activated signaling pathway; regulation of DNA-templated transcription. The record is from RefSeq and is a predicted model, not a curated record. The transcript has a single exon. Gene Ontology annotation, molecular function: DNA-binding transcription factor activity; DNA binding.
UUAAAUAUCCAUUUGUCUUCACUUCUUUCCAUCCACUCUCAACUCUCACUUCAAUUCAAUACAAUCCAAUCCAAUCCAAUCCAAAUUUCUCUUUCUCAGUUUCACUCUGUAUCUAAAACUCUACACUAAUGGCGACACAAGAUGAAGCUUCAACACUUGAUGUUAUCAGGCAACACCUCUUAGGUGAUUUCGCAUCACUCGAAAGCUUUCUCAAUGAUAUGACUCCACUUUGUCCAUCUACUUCAUCAGAAAUUACGGUUUCUCGAUCUGAAACUUCUUCUUCUUCUCUAUCUACUACAGAUAGUUUCCAAUCAUCUUCAUCAUCAUUGUACUCUCAAUCAUCAGUGUCAAAACCAGAUUUCGAUUUCCUCGAUUACUUAACAUUUGACGAAGAAGAAGAAGAUAAGAAGAGUCCUGUCUUUGAUGAUUUCUUUCAAUUCGAAACCAAACCUCAGAUCAGUGAAUCAAAUAUGAGUUCGGAAUCGAGUUUUGUUACUAAAGAUCGAAAGCCUUCACUACAGGUUUCUGUUAAUAAACCUAAUUUGAUGACGAUGAUCAGUUUCAGUUCUGAACAAGAAAAGCAAAAAACGGUAAAAACUCAAACCGUUACGAAACCAAAGAAUCAGACAGAUACGAGGAAAUACAGAGGAGUGAGACAAAGACCAUGGGGGAAAUUUGCAGCAGAGAUUAGAGAUCCAAGUCGUGGAGGUUCUAGAGUUUGGUUAGGCACUUUUGAAACAGCUAUUGAAGCUGCUAAAGCUUAUGAUCGUUCAGCUUUUAAGAUGCGUGGAAGCAAGGCAAUCUUGAAUUUCCCUCUUGAAGCUGGUGAAAAAAUCGAUGAACCAGUAGUGAAUUCCAAUUCAAGGAAAAGACGAAGAGAAAUUCAACCACCAUCACUUGUUCAUGAACAAGUUAAUAAACUUAUUAAGACGGAAAAUCCUUUGGAAGCUGAAACCCAAACUACUAGUUCUCCAUUAACUCAUACAAAUUGGAUGGCUAAUUGGGAGAGUAUCGAAGUUAACGAUAUUUUUGAUGUUCCUCUGUUAUCUCCAUUACCUGCUUUUGGUUUUCCCCAACUUAUGGUGAUAUGAGUUUUAACGGCGUUUCAAAACUCCGUUAAAAAUGAGGAUGGACGAAUGAUGUAUUGCUGGUGAUUGUAUAUAAACGGCAGAGCGUGGUUGAAGUUCACACACCUACCGUUAAUUAUUUGUUUUAUUAAUUUUUAAAAUUUUGGAAUGAAAAUCCUCUUUAUUAACUUGAUUAUCUUGUCGAGUUAUGGAGUCAAAAAUCCAAAAAAAAAUCUUGUCCGAGUUAUGUUAAAUAUACACAAGGAAUGCAGUAACUGCUUCAACAAAAAAAGUUUACAUG